GAGACUAUUUAGUAUCUCAUUUAAAAUAUGUUCUUAACUCGUUUAAUAAAUCAUACAUUAUUAUUUUUAUUAGUUUACACAUAAACUCACCCAAUCUUGCCAAUAAAAUGUGCAGAAAAAGGUGAAUGAGUCCAGGCUUGAGCAUGAGGAUACUGAUGUUGGAGUUGAUUGGCCCGUCCAUCACACAAUGCCUGCAUCCUUGGGGACUGUAAUCGUGAAUCACGUGGACGUGACCGAGUGUGGGGGUUUUGUUGGAUGAGAAAUGAUCAUUUGUGUUGACCAACAGUGCCGAGCGCUGCAGGAGAGCCAGAAGCGUCCAGGCUCCGCAGCAGCAGAGAGAACCAGGAGGCCUGCAAACAUGGCAGAAGGAGUGUGCAAAACUGAGGAAGAUGAGGGACCGAGCACGGAGGAGGACUCGCCGUUUUUCCACGGAGUCGGGGUUUGUAAAUGGUUCAACGUGCGCAUGGGUUUCGGGUUCCUGUCCAUGACCCACCGGGACGCGGUCCCGCUGGACGAACCGGUGGAUGUGUUCGUGCAUCAGAGCAAGUUGCAUAUGGAAGGUUUCCGCAGCUUGAAGGAAGGUGAAGCUGUCGAGUUUACCUUCAAAAAGUCGUCCAAGGGCCUGGAGUCUCAGCGGGUCACCGGGCCCGGAGGAAUCCACUGUGUGGGCAGCGAGAGGAGGCCCAAAGGCAAAAAGGUCCAGAAGCGCCGCUCAAAGGGAGACAGAUGCUACAACUGUGGAGGCCUGGACCACCAUGCCAAAGAGUGCAAGCUACCACCCCAGCCCAAGAGGUGCCACUUCUGCCAGAGCAUCGACCACAUGGUCGCCAGCUGCCCAAUCAAAGCACAGCAAUCCUCGCCGGCUUCUCAGGGAAAGCCGUCCCCGUUGAAGGUGGAAGAAGGGGAGCACAGCCAAUCGGCGCCGCCGCCGCCUCCCGAGGCCUCCGAUUAAAACGGGAGAUCCGGUCACGCCGAAGCACAGGAGCCAAUCAAACUGCUUUGAUGGUCGAGGAGGGUGGACCGCCAUCCCUCCCCGGCUGUUGAAGCUGCUUUUGAAAUUACCUCAGGUUGAAAAGAAAAACACUCAUGAAGAAUGUUUUUUAUUUUAUUUUGUUUGUUCAUUUGGUGUAACUCUCAGGAAUACUGCUGUAUUAUUGCACUCAGGAAGCUUGUUGAAAGUAUGAAUCACUGCUAUUCGAGGCGUUGAUGAUUGUAGAGGAGUUGUGCAGGUUUCACAGAAGUGAGGCUGCAUUUCUCUUCUGAGUUUUAUUAGUUUUUCAUAAUUUUUUAGAGUGCACUGUAAAAAAAUGAAAUGUGGAAUUUACCUCACUAAGUUAUGCCAGCUGGUUCCACUAAACCUAGUUGCUUAAGUGUAAAGCGUAAUUUACUUUCAACAUCACAACGUAAAACCCUUUACAUCAGUUAAAUUCUGCAUUUCAUUUUUUUGAGUGUAUAGCUACAAUUUUUGUUGCCUUACCAUCUUGUUAUCGAGUUGUCAUGGCUACCGUUAUGAAUGUUAGCUCAGGAAUGGGACGGUGGGGGGGCGGGGCGGUCAAGGAGAGAAAACAGUGACAUGAGACGGGUUUAAGGGUAUAGGUGUAGGCAACGUGUGAACGUUUGCCAAUGUUGCAGUUGACCAUCUAGUUUUCUGGGGUUAAAUGAAAGUCAGACCAAAAAUAGUUUUCAGGUUUUUGGUCGGGUUUGUUUUUUCCUUAAUUUUUUUAAUUUUUUUGUCCAGUCAGCAUUUUGCUGGCUAGGCUGGUCUACCUCACUGGUGCAUGUUUGGUCUGCUGUUAAAGCCAUCCUCCUUACUGUUAAUUGGUUAACAAAAUACAGUGUUUUUUUUAGAAGUUGGGAUCAAAUCAUAUCCUUUUUGCACUACAGUAUGGACAUGCAACUGGAGCCAUCCGCUUGGAGAAAACUCAGAUCCCUCCAGAAUCUGACAUCUUAAAUGCUCUGCUGCUCUUUAUAGGUGUGUUUAAAGGCCUAACUCAGGAAAUGGAAACUAUAAAAAUCUGCUUUGUGCAGAUUUAGCUUUUUGCAGAGUCUGUUUCUAAUUCUUGAUUUUUUUAUCUGUACAAAAUUCCAGGUUAUGGUUAAGUUUACUUAGAGAAGCAGUGCUGUGUGACAUGGCGUGGUACUUGUAACGAGAAACGUGACUGCUAUUUUAACCUGAGGGUGGCAGCAAAAUACUCUUUUAGAGAUAUGUGAUGCAUUAUAAACUGUUCAUCUGCAGUAUACUUUCUAGUUUUGGCUUAUUUUCUAAAGACUGCUGCUUUAUUACUACUUCUACUUUGAUUUCUGGAGAAUCUAAUACAAAAUACUAAACACACAUGAAACACUUGAUCUAGACAGAAUUAUUAGGGUUUCUGGUUAGUUUUCCUUUCAAUACUUGAAAAUAAAUUAGGCAGAAUCGGACAUAUUGCUAGUGGGAAGGCUGGUGUUUUUGUUUGUAUCUAGUGGGAUCCCUUUUUAGCGAGAUAAAAGAAACAACCUAAAAGAAAACCCUUUGUAGGGUCAAAGUUUAGGAGCAACCCGCCUGCAAGGAGAUGCAUUAGCUAGCUAGCUAACUAGCUAGCUAAUCAGCAUUUUACUCCCGUUUUACAGGAGAUGCUGACUGAGACUUUUAACACCCAAUUAAUAUAUAUGUAAAAUUAUUCUAAAGCCUUUUAAAAAAAAGAUCAUUCUACUUAUUUAUUUUCAUCCAAGGGUGCUACAGCUUCUUCCUGCGCUCAUUUUAGCAACAAAUAUACAAGUGCAGGUCAUCAUAAAAAGUGCAAAGAGGUCCUUUAAAGCUAUAUGUGACACGAGAAAAUCUGGGUAACUUUUAUUUACAUCAUGGUACUCUUAUUACUCUGUACAUAUGUUCUUGGUAAAUAACUGCCAUUUUACUUAAUUUAAUUCAGCAUAAGUACUGACAAUAAUAUAUAGCAACCUGAGAGUAAGAAUAUGCAGUACUGUACAAGUACAUAGAAUAAUGAAGUCUGGUGUAAACUGAGUUUUUUCUUUGCCUUUUAUGUUAUUUUCUACGGAAAUGUAGAGCCGCCACACGUGCAAAAUAUAAGUGUAAGUAUAACAUGUUGUAACAUCUUAAUAUUAUUGUUGUAACAAUAUAAUUUGUAUCUUUCAUGUUUGUACAAUAAAAUAUUUAUAUUGUACAAAUAUGAAAGAUAUGUUGUUGAAACAAAGUUAUGAUGUUAUAAAGUGAUAUUGCUCUAAUUUUAUUUGCGUGGGUGGCAGCUCUAUGCUUCCGUAUUUUUCCUCAUUUUUUUUAAAUGCACAAUGAGCUUUUCAAGAAUAAAAGCCCAUUGUUUAUUGUAUCUAUGCCAAAACCAAUGCAAUGUCCCUCUGCGCUAAUCUUGUGCAAGGUGCAUUAAUAUGUUUUUAUGUAUUUCAUUUUAGUUACGCUUGAAUACAUAUACCAAAUUAUAUAUACAUAUAUAUAUAUAUGUCUUUUUUGUUUUUUAUAAAUCUUAUACAGCUCGUUGAUGCUUUCUCAGGAAUAACCAAUCUGAAAACUCAGAGAUGACUGAUGAUUUGUUGGAAGGAGUCAGUUUUUUGUCUUCUGCUCAUCCAAACAAUGUGAAAAUAUUGUCUUGUUGCCGUUUAUUUUUUACUCACAGGGAAAUGACUGCAAGAUUGUACGAAUUUAGGUCAGAAAAGCAAUGAUUAGACUCCUUGUGUGUUUCUGUUCAGAGUAAUGACGCUUUAUGUCCUCAUCAUGAAGAGAAUGUUCCACUAUUAGUGUAUUAUUUCCUCUAUUGUUGUAGACGGGGGUCUAGUAGAAUAUUGUAAAGGGACUGGGGCUAGUAGUGUUUAAUCGUCGUCUCAUCUCAACACACUGAUGAUUGGUGUUUCAGACUAUCAAUGCUUUUGACGAAAGAAUGUGCCGUUGUGGACUUCACACUCAAAUGACUUCAUACUUUGAUCCUAGGUUAGAUUUAUUGAAAUUUAAAGAUUUCUAGGAUUGCUCCUCAGGUUUUGUAAGAACUAAAAUAGAAGUGCUGGUAUUUGAACUUUAUAUUUACAAUUAUAGUGUCAGCAUAUUCUCUUAAUCAAUUUUCUACUUAAAAAAUGACUCUUGACAUGUUUUUUUUUUACCUGGCAUCACUGAUUACAUCAUCAGUUAAAUUAUGACUUAAAUAAAUUUAAAUGUUACUACUCUGCUUCUCAUGCCAGACAAUGUGAUUGUAAAAAAAAUACAAAUUUUUCAUUGAAAUAUUUGGGUAUUACGAGUUCAAUUCCCAUAAAACGUAAGAACAUGCUGUGUGACUAUGAGCAUUUAAAGCACAUUGCAGCAUAUUUUCUAUUUUUGACCAUCAGCCAGUUCCUUCGUGGUGUUGUGUGGCUUGAACUACUUCUAAAAUAAUGUGCAUUUAUUAAUGACGAAUGUAUUAGUAUUUACUGCUAUAAAACUAAAAUAAUCUGUGACUCAGGUGAUUUAAUGGUUAGAUUUUCGGUGAUGAGCAGCAUGCAAGAGUUUCAAAGUAUUACUGUGAUUCAGUUUCUGUAUGUAAAGUUUUGCUUCAUUUCAUAAUAAAUAUUUCAAUAUUG
Messenger RNA from Nothobranchius furzeri (turquoise killifish), 4554 nucleotides. RefSeq names its product lin-28 homolog Aa (gene lin28aa). Lineage: Eukaryota; Metazoa; Chordata; Actinopteri; Cyprinodontiformes; Nothobranchiidae. Gene Ontology annotation, cellular component: nucleus; cytoplasm. Gene Ontology annotation, molecular function: mRNA binding; zinc ion binding. Gene Ontology annotation, biological process: pre-miRNA processing. The record is from RefSeq and is a predicted model, not a curated record.